Messenger RNA from Aureobasidium musti, 1701 nucleotides. Lineage: Eukaryota; Fungi; Ascomycota; Dothideomycetes; Dothideales; Saccotheciaceae. The record is from the annotation of a GenBank genome assembly.
AUGGCUACCGGACUAGAUGUCUCUCCCGGUCGCCUUCCAAGAACCUUAGACGAGCUCAGAGCUGGUCAAGAACGCAGUGAUGCAGAUCAACGUCAACACGUCGAGAUUGCGACAAACGAUGCUCCCGAAGGUCCUUCCCUAGAAGAUGCCCUGGACCAAAUGUUCGAAGAAGCCGAAGAGGAAGAGCAGAACGUACAACAAGACACGGAACAAGAUCAACCUCCUGCACUCAUACAUGCUCCCUAUACCUUCAAUUCCAACGACAGUCGUAGCAACCAUCGCGUUGCAGGUCAGGUCAUGAGAGCUGCUCCUCCAAGAAACCCCGAAUACCAAGCUCGUAGAAUUGCGGCUCUUAGACGCGAACUCCUCAGGAUGCGUAACGGCAUCGAGCGAGUCAUCUCCGGUCUCAGAGACCUCGGCGAGCCCAUACCAGAUCAUGCAGGCACCACCAGUCGACUGUCUGAACUAGGAAGAUCACUCGAGGCUAUGUCUGUCAGAGAGGCGCCAUCAUCGUCGAUUAACUCCGAUUCUGCCAAUCGCGAGACACGUGCUCCUAUCGUUGGGUCCGUCUAUCGCAAUCCUGAACUGACCAGCGUUCAGCAACGCUUUGAUGAAGCCCACCGCCAACUCGAACAGGCUCAGAGGUUCCGCGAUCAAGCGGCAGUAGAGUUUCAACUGGCCCAGGCCAGCCAAACUGAAACUUCUGAAAUACUCGAAGGCGCGGAGCUUGAUCUGACUGAGCACAGGGAGCAGGUAUCUCAACUUCGGCGCGAACAGCGUACGGCCGAGAAUUAUGCUCGCCUCUUUGGAUCCCGUGAGGAUAUGGAGACUCAGGGUGCUGAUUAUGAAAGUCCUAUUGGUGGCAUGUUCACCCGUGCAUAUGAACGAUUCAGAGUCGCCGAAGAAGUUAGACAAGACGAGAGAACUUUGCGACAAGUCUUGGAGCAUGAACAACUGGCCACUGGGCCGCUCUUCUCCAACAACGACGACAACGAAGAACCUCACCCAGCUGCCAACACUGUCUACGAGGAUGGACUUAACGAAUACUACUCUAUGCUUAGACAGCAAGACUGGGUGCAGAAUAUUCGUGGGCCCACACCAAACAGCAAUGCUACGCCUGACUCCAAUCCCUCGAAUGUCAAUGUUCCGGGUCCGUCGGCAGCAAUGCAGGUAGAAGUCGGUACAUCUGAGCAAACCCCUACCCAAGCUGCUCCUCAGCAGAUUUCCACGCUGGAAAGACUCUUGCGUAAUACUCCUGAGCCUCAGAGAAGCUCCAUCAUUGCUCGGAUGGAACAGAAUGGGACGGCUGCAGCUAUCCGAGAAUCCGAGAGUGGAAACCAUCUCGACGUCUGGCGGCGCCUUCGUGAUGCCUAUGCUCCCUUCCGAGGCAACUGGGAAGAAGAGAGCGAAUCAUCAGAUGAUGAAGAAGACCGAGCUAGAGGCGGUCUCGAUGCUGAAGAUUCUGGACGCCCUGAACCUAAGGAAGAUGGCGACAUGACUCUAAAGUUGGACUGCAAGAUCUGCUAUACACAGACCGCUGACACUGCUUGUCUUCCUUGUGGGCAUUUAGUGAUGUGCCAAUGGUGCAGUGAACAACAUUCGCCUGUCAUGCAGCAUGACAGAACGAGGCCACGUAAACCCGCCAACUGCCCGGUUUGUCGUAAGAAGAUCAAGCAGAAAGCGCGCAUCUACCGAGCAUGA